AUGAGUGAAAGCCGAAGGUUUAUUUGGUGCAUAUUAUUAAAGCUAAGUAUUGAAGAUAUAAACAAAAAAACUCCAAUACAUGAACUAGUACAAAAUGCAGACAAAGCCCUUAUAAACCAAGUAAAUUGUGAUGUAGACCGUUGUGAAUUGCCGAGUGAUAGUGAUAAACUUAAUUUAAAACGAUUGAUUAUCUCAGUUUUUUCUUAUCGAAAGGAACAAUAUUCUUAUGUUCAGGGUAUUCAUGAUAUUGGAAGAGUUUUCAUGUCAUUAUUUUGUGAAUAUAAGAAAUCUAAAUUAUCUAUUAUAAAAAAAAAGUUAAAAUUAAACCAAAUUUAUAAUAAUUUUGAAACCAAUGUUUUAUGUAAGCUUCUAAUAAAGAAAUUUAAAACAAAAAAAGGUAGGAUGGAUAUCUGCUUUAAGACUUUUGAUAAAUUUCUUAUUUUGUACUCAGCUCCGUAUAUAUACAAAUCAGAUAGUAUAGAUCAAAUAAAUCUUGAAUACGUUCUUUCAAAUAUUGUACUAGAUCUACUCUAUUUACUUAAUAAAAGAUCUCCUUCUCUAUAUCAUUUUUUCCUUAACUUAAAAGCAAAAGAUGAUCGAGAAUCAAAAAUAUUUAUGUUUAUUUUGCCGUGGAUAUUAACUUAUUUUUCGCAUAAUAUUUCAGUUAAACAAAACAAAUUAAUUUAUUAUAUUUUUGAUAAUAUCAUUUCAAACCAUCCACUAUAUAUCAUUUUUCUUGUUGAAGAAAUUAUAUUUCAAUGUAAAACGGAGCUUUUUGAUUAUAUUAAGCAGAACUUUGACUCAGAAAUAGCACAAAAUAACAUAGAAAAUGAAAUAUACCCUUUUGUUCAUUUUUUUUUUCAAAAUUUGGAUAUUUCAAGUCUAGAGUGGAACUUAAUAAUUAAAAACUCACACAAGUCUCUAUCUAACACUAGGCUUAAUGUAUUAAAUAGCCAUUUUUUGUGGGGAAUUGAAAAAGAAUAUAAAAACGACUUUAAAAUUGGUCUUUCUCUUAAUACAAAAAUUAAUGAAAAAGCGAUAAUAUAUUUGAUGCUAAUAAUAUCAAUUUUGAGUUUAAUAAUUUCGAUGUAUAUCGGGGAGUUGAAUUUUUUGAAAAUAAUCCAUUAUUAA
Cryptosporidium ubiquitum is the source of this 1131-nucleotide messenger RNA. RefSeq names its product TBC domain-containing protein. Bases 1 to 1131 code for a protein of 376 amino acids. The record is from RefSeq and is a predicted model, not a curated record. Gene Ontology annotation, biological process: positive regulation of GTPase activity; endoplasmic reticulum to Golgi vesicle-mediated transport. Gene Ontology annotation, molecular function: GTPase activator activity. Gene Ontology annotation, cellular component: endoplasmic reticulum membrane. The transcript has a single exon. NCBI's taxonomy places the organism in Eukaryota, Apicomplexa, Conoidasida, Eucoccidiorida, Cryptosporidiidae.